This is a messenger RNA of Drosophila hydei, 4455 nucleotides long. RefSeq names its product nuclear hormone receptor FTZ-F1 (gene ftz-f1). The record is from RefSeq and is a predicted model, not a curated record. Gene Ontology annotation, biological process: tissue development; regulation of transcription by RNA polymerase II; hormone-mediated signaling pathway. Gene Ontology annotation, cellular component: RNA polymerase II transcription regulator complex. NCBI's taxonomy places the organism in Eukaryota, Metazoa, Arthropoda, Insecta, Diptera, Drosophilidae. Gene Ontology annotation, molecular function: zinc ion binding; nuclear receptor activity; RNA polymerase II cis-regulatory region sequence-specific DNA binding. The coding region runs from base 1423 to 4374 and encodes 983 amino acids. The transcript is spliced from 10 exons.
ACAACUUCGCCACUCUUACUGUGUUCCCGUUUGUGUUGGCCUACAGACCUAAUUCUUGCGUGUGUUGUGUGCUGUGCAUAGUUUUCCCGAAAAAAUCGAAAUAAACAAAUAGAUAGAAAGUAAAAGCAUCGAAAUUGAAGCAUCGUGGCGUGUGUCGGCGGCAGGGAAAGUAAAGAUAAAAAUGGUGCGAGCAUAACAAAUUUCUAGAACAGCAAUUACAACAAAAGGCACAAAAACUGAAACGCAAGAUGAAAAUGUGUAUUAAUAUGCAUGACUAGCAGCAGCAGCUGAAGCUAGUUUUAAUAACGAUAGUGCAAGUUUUGUAAAAUUAUCACAUGUUCAUACAUAUGCACACAUUUAUGUACUACAUGUAUGGAUGUACAUAAAUAUUUUGUUUAGUCAUAGAAUUGGAGCAGAGCAGCUAAAACAACAAAAUUGGAGCGCCCCCUCCAGCCAGCCGCAACAACAACAGAACGUAAAUGCUUGUAAUUAUGUGUGUAUAAGUGAAUACAUAAGUGCGCGUUGUUCUCAUGUGGGAAUUGCAAUUUGUUAUUUUUGUAGGAAGAGCUUUUCGCUUGUUGCGCGUGCUCGUCUUUCUCUUCGCUUCGCUCUCGUCGUACAAGAAGUUUUCGUCGUCUGGCUCGGCAUAAUUGCAAUAAAUUUGCUGUUUUUAUAUAUACAUACAUACAUAGAAGGAAGCAGCAAACGCCGAUGCCACCGUCGUCCCAUGCAAAAACAAAUUCCAUACGCGAAAGACAACACUAAGAGCGAAUAACGAAUAGGCAAAGCGAAAACGAAAAAAGCAACAGAAUUGGCGCAGCGCAAAUAAUAAGAACAUAUAGUAGCGACGACAACAACAACAAAAAUAAUAAAAUAAGAGUGAGCGCAACAGUGUUCGUGAGUGCCGCAAAAAAUAAAAAGUAAAAAUAUGCUGAAAAAGCUCUCGACGACGAUUUCGCAGCUGCUGCUGGCGCAGGCGGAAACUGCAUCAGUGCUGAUCGUAGCGGGAGCAGAGCUACAGGGGCAGCAUGAAUCACGAUAGUUCUUCUUUGUGCGAAUAACCGUGUGAAGUGUACAAACAAAUAGAGAAGGUGAACGGGACGAUAACAACAACAGCAAUAAUAGCACUUUUGCUUUCGGUCCCAACUGGUUUUAAGAACGACAAAAAAAAACACAGUAAACUGUGCGCCCCAAAAGACGCUACAGCAGUAUCAGCGUUUUUGUUGUGAUUGCAGUUGAUGUAGCGGCGCAUGCGCUGCAGCAGUAAGUUGCUGCCGACGUCACAAAAAGCAGCAUAUUUUUUGAGCAUGGAAGGAAGUUUGAAUGCAACUGCCAACUGCCAACAAUUAAAACAUCACUAAAACUUUAAGUAAAAAGAAAACAAAAAGAAGUAAAAGGACAUCACAAUAGCAACGUAUUACUAUGGAAAAUUUUAAUGUACCUUUGCUGGCCGAGAGCAGCACCAGCAGUUUCGUUAACAAUGCAGCCAGCGGCAAUAACGAUAGCAACAACCAACAUCACCAGCAUCUGCAACAACAGCAACAAUUACUUCCUCAUCAUCACAAGGAUCAAAUGUUAGCCGCUGGCAGCACUUUUUUGCCCUUUAUCAACUAUACGCAGCUGCAGAAGAACACUCAGUCCAAUUCUGAUUCCAAUCCGCCGGUGGAAAACUUUAGCUCAUUGCACGCCAUCGACGGCAACCAAUUGGAUGUUGCUGUCUCUUUGGGAGGACUAUGCGAUCGCAUAUUUCCCAGUCCCAAUCCGCACAGCACCAACAACAACAACCACGUCGAUGUUAAAUUGUCAGCGCCAUCUGGCGGUAACAGUGGGCCAGUCAUAUUAGAAUCAGUCACAAUGUCAUCAUUUGCCAAUAUACUGUUCAACAACCGCAAUAAUAAUAACAACAAUAAUAAUACCAACAAUAGUAAUAAUAAUAGCAACAAUAAUAAUAAUAACAACAACAACCAGCUUACGGCUAGCAUCGAAACGCUCAAUAGCAUUGACCCACUGCUACUCCAAAAGUCAAACUCAGUGGAGUAUCAUCAGCUAAAGCCAUUGAAGAACGGAGCAGUCUCAACGCCGGUUGUGAGCACAUCUGGAUUUUUAAACUCCACAACAGCACAGCUGUUAGACUUUGAGGUGGUUCCGAACAAUAACAAUAGAGAUGCGAUAGUCGCAGGCAGCAAUGGAUUGGCCGACACAACAACAACAACAACAACAACGGCAGCAGCAGCAACAUCAGCAUGUACAGUCAAUCGAAGAUCGCUGCAUAGCAUUGAGGAGCUGGCGGCCAGUUCCUGCGCCGCAACUAAUGUCAACACCACAACCAUUAUAACACAGGUGGAACAGCAAAAGGAGCAACACAAAGAACAUCAACACCAACAGCAACAUCAUCAGCACCAUCAACAACAACAGCAGCAACAUCAAGCAGGAAAUCUCAGUGGAUCCAACAUUAGCUCCGACGAUGAGUCCAUCUCAGAGGAUGAAUUUGGUCUUGAGAUCGAUGAUCAGGGAGGCUAUCAGGAAACCAACUCGUCACAUUCGCAGCAAAGCGGCAACGGCGCUGGUGUAGCAUCUGCUAACUCUGGCCAGCUACUAAACGGUGGCAGCAACAGCUCUGCCGGCAACGGUUAUAUGUUGCUGCCACCAGGUGGCGCUUCAGCUGCUCACAUGUCCGGCAAUGUGGCUGGCAGCGGAGCAGCUGGUGGAGCGGGCAAUGUCGCGUCGGCUGGAGUUGUUGGCGGUGGUCACCAUAGUGGAACAAGCGCCACCUCUGGCGGUGGCGAAGCCAUCGACUUCAAGCACUUGUUCGAGGAGCUGUGCCCUGUUUGUGGGGAUAAGGUGAGCGGCUACCACUACGGCCUGCUCACCUGUGAAUCCUGCAAGGGCUUCUUCAAGCGGACCGUUCAGAACAAAAAGGUCUACACAUGCGUUGCGGAACGCUCCUGCCACAUUGAUAAAACGCAGCGCAAACGUUGUCCAUAUUGCCGAUUCCAAAAGUGCCUCGAAGUGGGCAUGAAACUUGAGGCGGUUCGAGCAGAUCGUAUGCGUGGAGGCCGUAACAAAUUUGGACCCAUGUACAAAAGGGAUCGGGCGCGCAAGCUGCAGGUGAUGCGACAGCGGCAGCUUGCCCUGCAGGCGCUGCGGAGUUCUAUAGGUUCAGAUAUAAAGCCAACACCUCUCUCGCCUGGCUAUCAGCAAGCAUAUCCAAAUAUGAAUAUUAAGCAAGAAAUUCAAAUACCUCAGGUAUCCUCACUUACGCAAUCGCCGGAUUCGUCACCCAGCCCCAUUGCCAUUGCUUUGGGUCAGGUGAAUGCUGGCGCUGGCGGUGUGAUAGCCACCCCCCUGAAUGUUGGCAAUUUAAGUGGCGGCAGCUCGCUAGGCAAUGGGAGCAGCAACACCACCAACAACAACAGCACAGGAAGCAGUGGUGGCGGCGGGGGUAGUGGGGGUGGAAAUAACGCUGGCGGGGGAAGCGGUGCCAACAACAGCAAUAACAUUCCCGAUGGCCUGCAACGUAACGGAAACAGUGGCAAUAGCAACAGCAACAGCAGCUGCCAUGAAACCGGGAAUGGAUCUCUGCAGAACACAGCUGACUCGAAAUUGUGCUUCGAUUCUGGCACACAUCCAUCGAGCACAGGAGACGCGGUCAUUGAGCCACUGAGGGUCUCGCCGAUGAUACGAGAGUUUGUGCAAUCGAUCGAUGAUCGGGAAUGGCAGACUCAGCUUUUUGCGCUGCUGCAGAAGCAGACCUAUAACCAAGUUGAAGUUGAUCUCUUUGAGCUAAUGUGCAAAGUGCUGGAUCAAAAUCUGUUCUCACAAGUGGAUUGGGCAAGAAACACUGUCUUUUUUAAGGAUUUAAAGGUGGACGAUCAGAUGAAGCUGCUUCAGCAUUCUUGGUCGGACAUGCUUGUGUUGGAUCAUCUGCAUCAUCGUAUACACAACGGUUUGCCGGAUGAGACGCAGCUGAAUAACGGGCAGGUGUUUAACCUAAUGAGCCUUGGCCUAUUGGGAGUGCCACAGUUGGGAGACUACUUUAACGAGUUGCAAAAUAAGCUGCAGGACCUGAAGUUCGAUAUGGGAGACUAUGUGUGCAUGAAAUUCCUAAUACUUUUAAAUCCAGAUGUACGUGGAAUAGUGAACAAAAAGACCGUUGUGGAGGGACACGAGAAUGUUCAGGCAGCUUUGCUGGAUUAUACACUUACAUGUUACCCCUCAGUAAAUGACAAAUUUAGGAGGCUUUUGAAUAUACUACCGGAAAUUCACGCCAUGGCCGCUCGCGGCGAAGAACAUCUAUACUCAAAGCAUUGUGCUGGCAGUGCACCCACGCAGACGCUGCUCAUGGAGAUGCUGCAUGCUAAACGAAAGGUGUGAACUUGAAACAAGCAGCAGAGGUGUGAGCAACACCAAUAAAUGUAAAAAAUAUACUUAAAUAAUUACAAAUGAUAACAAAUG